Caenorhabditis angaria is the source of this 1312-nucleotide messenger RNA. The record is from the annotation of a GenBank genome assembly. Lineage: Eukaryota; Metazoa; Nematoda; Chromadorea; Rhabditida; Rhabditidae.
AUGAUGGCUCAGUCAAGUAUAGAGUAUGGCGGGAAUACGUUGAAGGUUGGUGAGUUGGCAAGCCAGCGGAAAAGUUACCAUAACUUUCUAAAUUAGCUUUGCCACUCAUAUUAAUCUCAGGAUUUCGACACACUGGAUGCAAUUCGAAAACUAGUUCCUCGACCCUCAAAUUUACCAAGAGAUCGACUGGAAGACGAUGAAGAAUUGGAUCGAGAACCGAUUGUUGAAGCUGAUUCACUUGAAGGUAGCUUUCAGGCUAGAAAUUCUGGAAAUUUUGAAAAUUUAUAAUAUUUUAGGGCAAGUUAAGGCAAAAGAUGGAGAAGCUAAGGGAAAAGCGAUUGAAAAACAAGAGCCGAGUGAGGUGAAACCGAAACCGAAACGAGAUACGAAAAGUCCGUUUAGACGAGUUGAGCUGAAGCCGAAUAGAAGUGAGUUGGAAAAAAGGAAUUUUUGAAAAUGAAAAAAAAAUCACUUGAUGUUUAUGUUUUUUGUGAUUAACUUUUUUUUGUUAGAAAAAAACAUGGUAUUUUUUCAUUUUCAUUGUUUUCCAAAACUGAAAUUUUUCAGAACGCGCAGUCAAAAAUGAAGAAGCCCAAGAACAAGAGCAAGAAUCUUCAAGCGAAACUGAUGUUCCACCAAAAACAUCAGCUGCAAAUCCAUUCGAAGAAAUCGCAACUCGCGGACCACCACGUGACUAUCUCUACAUGAAACAAUUACGUAAUCGACAUCGAAAAAAUCGGAAAAGAAAUCGGCGAAGAUACAGAAAACAUGGAUUUUUAUCACGAGAUGAUAUUUUGAAGGCCAAACCGUGAGUAGUGAUAGGAAAAGGGUUCAAAAACUAAAGAAAGAUCAGCGAAAAUUUGGGCUGGUUUUUUCUCAAUUUAUCAAUAUUUUUCCAAAAAAAAACCGAAAUUUUUUUUUUAGAAAUCCUGAAGAAGCUCCUUCUGUAAAAAUGCCUGAAGAAAACACCAAAGCGAAAGCCGAAUUCGAACAAAUCGAUAUUCGCCAAAAAACUUGGGAACGUGAAAUGAAAGCAACCGAAGAAAAAAGAAAAGAAAUGGAAGAAAAGGCAAAACUACCACCUAGAAAACCAGAAGAUGAAGAAUUAGAGGAAGAGAUUCUGAAAGAUCCAUUAGAACUUCGAUUGGAAGCUGAGGAAAAGAAAAAACGAGGUGGAAUUGGAAAAGAUGGAUUGACAAUUAAAAGACUGCCAAAUAAUCCAUAUCGAGAUGUUGAUAUUCGAAAACCAACUGUUAUUGAAUUACCAAUUCCACCAGGAGAUGAUGAAGAGGAAAAUUUGAAGAAAAAUUGA